AUGAAGUUUCAGAAAAAGAGAAAGAGAUCGAUUAAGAAAUCGCCAAAAGCCCGAGGUGCUCCAUCCCACUCGACAAAUACCACCAAAGAGGGUGAGACGGGAGACUCACGUCCCGAGAGCUCAGGAGGAUACAGCACCCCUCCACCUGGCGUGAACCCCGAAACAUCGAUACGAACUGUUCGGGUACCUCAACUUCAGGCCCUACCAGAGGGUGUACCCCCUCCCCCGACAGCGCUGGAGACAGAAGACUACUACGUGGUCGGGCCUAUGCAACGACUGGUCAAGCAACUUGCUGGUGCGCUGGAGUACACAAAGUGGAACUGUUUUGAGGUCCUUCGCAUCGGAAGCGCACGGCAAGAACGUCAGGUGAAGGUCCUGGUUAUAGUUGAGGCUGAUUCUACGACUUGGUCGCAUGCCUGGGUUGUCGCAAGGAUGUGCAGGGGUAUCUUGAGAGAUUUCGACAUUACGGAUGUUGAGGUUGAGGUUCAGGAGUGUACCGGUUGUUGGGCUAUCGCGAGGAUACGAGAGUCAGUGGGACCCGAGGUUACUGUACAAGAUUGUCCCAUUUGUCAUUGA
Fusarium mangiferae is the source of this 576-nucleotide messenger RNA. RefSeq lists its product as uncharacterized. The record is from RefSeq and is a predicted model, not a curated record. The transcript is spliced from 3 exons. Bases 1 to 576 code for a protein of 191 amino acids. Lineage: Eukaryota; Fungi; Ascomycota; Sordariomycetes; Hypocreales; Nectriaceae.